GCGAGCAAAGGCGGGCGCGUUCUAUUCUAUUCUUCAUAUUUGCAAUUGUGUGUUUGCUUCAUUGUUUUUGUGUUAUACACAAAACACUUUCGAUUCGAUUCGAUAUGAUUUAGAGUUGUUGUGUUUAAAAACUCCCUCUGAACUGACCUGGCCUAUAUAUAGAGUCAGACACCACAAUUGUACGUUGUUUUGUAUGCUCGCCAUGGGCUGCGCCAGCAGCACUCCAAUGGUGGCAACCGCAGGCAGUGAAAUGCUAAAAGCCGCCACACAUGUGGCUGGCGAUGUCAAACAAAAAGGAGAAGCCGCACUAGAAGAUGCGACACAAACGUUAAAUGCGACCGUGGACACGGCCAAGGAAACGGUUAGCACAGCCGUGGCCGGCAUAACAAAUGAGCUGGGCAACGCAUUCAAGGAUGGCACCGAGGCACUCGACGACGCCAAGCACAAAGUGCUCGAGGGUCUCCACUUGGAGGAGGCAGCAGGAGGAGGAGGUGGCGGCAAGCCAAGCGAAACGGAAGGACUCAGCACAUCACGUGCCCCGACACCCGCACUCGAUGCAGAUGCGGACAGUCUGAAGACAUCGACGCCCGAGCCGGAAAUUGAACGAGCUCUGGCAAAUGGCUCGGCGAAUGAGGAAGAGGCGCCGCCAACGCCGAAGCCUUCGUUGCAGGAAAUGGCCGAGCUGAGUGCUCAAGUGGAUGCCACAGUGGCAACAGAAACAGCAGCAGCAACAACAACAACAGCCACUGCUGCUGCUGCUGCACCAUCCCAACGUUGGUCUCGUCGCUCGGAGCCAGAAACAGAAACAGACGAAGACCAGCGACGACCGAGCACCACAGAAUGGGAAAAGCUGGCCGAUCAGUUGGCCAAGAGUCGCAAAUUCAAGCCCUACGAGAGUUUCGCGCAUAGCCAAAAUCAAUUCUCCGUGUAUCAGGACUACACGAGUCUGCGCGACAAGCCAGGACACUACGAUGGUCACUUCAGUGGCGGCAACUCGCUGGAGACGAGCGCCUCGCAAUCGCAAUCGGAUCUGUCCAGUGGGCAUUUGACACCAGCGCCCACACGGCGAGGCCAUCGGGAUUAUGCCAAGUUCGUUGGGUCCGAGCAGCCGGGAAGUGUGUCGCGUGCCAGUUCACGACUCUCGAAUGUGGGCGGCAGAGCCUUUGACUUUAAUCCGCAACGCGAACGCAUUAAUCUGCCCAUUGCGAAUGCUCGCAAUGCGGUUGGCGGACGUUCGCUUUGGGCGCGAGGUCAACAUGAUGUGCUGCCCGAGGAGCCACCACAGUUGCGUAGAAGCAGCAUGACAAUUGGCCAUAGUCAACCUUUAAGGGCGAUGGAACGUAAUGUAAAUGUGGCCAGAUCUACUUCGAAUUUGACAAGUUCCUCAUUGCAACGCCAGCAUGAAGCAAAGAGCAAACACAAGUUGAGACAAUCUAUGGAAGAUGUGUCAAAGAAAUCAUUUAAUGGCAGUCGUAGAGUCAGUGAAGCAGUUGAGCAAAGCAAGCCACGAAAGUUUGCUGAUAACGUCGACAGAAAUGACCCGAUAAAGUCGCAACGCUUGCACAGCUCAAAGCCGAUUAAACAACCCAAAGAAUCGGAGAAUCCUUUGCAUGAGGCCUUCAAGUCCAUGUUAAUGGAUUCAGCACGCGACAUCAGUUCCACGGUGAUGUUAGCCAAGCCCCUAAAGACCAACCAAGCCAAGCUGCACAGCCCGUCGCAUGUCACAACGUGCAACAACAGCAACAGCCCAAGCAACAAUAAAAUGCCAACGCCUUUGGCCUCGCGUGCUUCAACUUUUAUUGCAGAGACAACCGAAAGCCGCAGCUCACUUGUCAAAUAUGCCACGCCCAUUGAAACGCCUCAACUGCAAACACCAACAAGACAGCAAACUGCCGCUUCGAGGGCUUCGGCUUCAUCUGUCAUCAAUGCGCUGACAGUUUCUCCGCGGGCAGCGAGUAAAGAAAGUACCGCAACAACUAUCGCAGGACAUGCUACACCCAUAAGAGGAAGGACGAAUGUGGAAGACAAGUCACAAUCUCCGCCUGCCUCUCGUUCUGCUUCGCGUUUAUCCUCGACCAGCAGUGGCGAAGUGGUCAUAAAACCUUUGAGUCAUUUAAAUACUCCCAGCGUUGUGUCCAUCUCACCCGAGUCCUGUCAAGUUGUGAUGACCGAGUACGAGGACAACGACUUGGAAGCUGCCUUAGCUCGUCUGGCGGAUUGGCGAGGUUCAACUGCCACAUUGCAUUCGCUGCGUUCUUCCAAUCGCAAUUCUCUCAACUCUGGCCACUUUGAUUCGCGUCGAACUUCGCCUUGGUUGCGGCGACAGACGGAGCACAACAGUCAAAGCAAGGAUCGCAGGACAUUCUCUAGCUGUGGUAUUGCUGAGUUGACGUCGCCCUCGAAAGCAGCGCCGCUCGACAGGUGCGAAAUUUGUUGCAACGAAAUUACAAUGAAUUGAGUAUACGUUAUCAAGUAUACGCAAUGUUGGAUAUAAUAUGUUUAAGAAAAUUUUAUGUUAUAUUUC
This is a messenger RNA of Drosophila nasuta, 2524 nucleotides long. RefSeq lists its product as uncharacterized. The transcript is spliced from 3 exons. The record is from RefSeq and is a predicted model, not a curated record. Bases 194 to 2458 code for a protein of 754 amino acids. NCBI's taxonomy places the organism in Eukaryota, Metazoa, Arthropoda, Insecta, Diptera, Drosophilidae.